GCGAUUCUGAAUCUCAAAACCUUCAAUCUUUCUGAUUCUGAUCAUCGAUCACUUCUCUCCAUUCACGAUUCUUCUGGAUCUGAUUCUCAUUAGAUUCUCCAUUGAUCAGUAGGCUGUAGCUCCUUGACUUUCGUACGUUCAGAAUGGAGAACUUGAUAUCUUUGGUGAACAAGUUACAGAGAGCGUGCACGGCUCUCGGCGAUAACGGAGAAGAGAGUUCUUUGCCCACUCUAUGGGACGCUCUUCCUUCCAUUGCCGUCGUUGGCGGUCAGAGCUCUGGAAAGUCUUCUGUGCUGGAGAGUGCGGUUGGCAAAGACUUUUUGCCUCGAGGAGCUGGGAUUGUUACUAGGCGUCCUCUUGUACUACAACUUCAUAGAAUUGAUGAAGGAAGAGAAUAUGCAGAGUUCAUGCACCUUCCAAGAAAGAGAUUCACUGAUUUUGCUGCAGUGAGGAAGGAAAUAUCAGAUGAAACAGAUAGAGAAACUGGUCGUUCAAAGCAAAUUUCAAGUGUUCCAAUCUACCUUAGUAUAUUUUCACCCAAUGUUGUGAAUUUGACUCUGAUUGAUCUGCCCGGACUUACAAAAGUUGCUGUUGAUGGUCAAUCCGAUAGCAUAGUUCAAGACAUUGAGAAUAUGGUUCGAUCCUUCAUAGAGAAGCCUAACUGUAUAAUAUUGGCCAUCUCUCCUGCCAAUCAAGAUCUCGCUACUUCUGAUGCAAUUAAAAUUUCUCGAGAAGUUGAUCCCACAGGGGAGAGGACAUUUGGAGUUUUAACCAAGAUUGAUCUUAUGGACCAGGGUACAGAUGCAGUUGAAAUUCUGGAAGGAAAAGCUUAUAAAUUGAAAUUUCCUUGGAUUGGUGUGGUGAAUCGCUCCCAAGCUGAUAUCAAUAAAAACACUGAUAUGAUUGCUGCUAGACGUAGGGAACAAGAGUAUUUUUCUAGCACACCAGUAUAUAGUCACCUUACUCACAGGAUGGGAUCUGAGCAUUUAGGCAAGGUUCUCUCUAUGCAUCUGGAACAAGUUAUCAAGUCUCGAAUUCCAGGCCUUCAAUCCCUUAUUAGCAAAACAAUCAUUGAACUAGAAACAGAGUUGAGUCGUCUAGGGAAGCCUGUUGCCACAGAUGCUGGUGGAAAACUAUACAUGAUAAUGGAAAUCUGCCGUGUUUUUGAUGGAAUAUUCAAAGAACACCUAGACGGCAUACGGCCAGGUGGUGAAAGAAUAUACAGCGUAUUUGAUAACCAGCUUCCUGCUGCUUUAAAAAGAUUGCAAUUUGACAAGCAUCUUUCAAUGGAAAAUGUACGAAAACUCAUUACUGAAGCUGAUGGGUAUCAACCUCACUUAAUUGCUCCUGAACAAGGAUAUCGUCGUCUAAUCGAGUCUUCACUAGUCACAAUUAAGGGUCCUGCUGAAAGUGCUGUUGAUGCUGUUCAUGCCAUAUUAAAGGAGCUAGUACACAAGUCAAUAAGUGAAACAAUGGAACUGAAGCAGUAUCCCAGUUUAAGAGUGGAAGUUGGAAAUGCAGCAGUUGAAUCAUUGGAUAGGAUGAAGGAAGAAAGCAGAAGAGCAACUUUACAGCUAGUGGAGAUGGAAUAUAACUAUCUUACUGUUGAUUUCUUCAGAAAACUUCCACAAGAUGUUGAGAAAGGUGGAAAUCCAACUCAUUCGAUAUUUGAUCGUUAUAACGACUCAUAUCUCAGGCGAAUAGGGUCUACUGUCUUAUCUUAUGUGAACAUGGUGUGUGCUAGUUUGAGGAACUCUGUCCCCAAAUCAAUUGUUUAUUGUCAAGUUCGCGAGGCUAAGAGGAGCCUACUUGAUCAUUUCUUCACUGAAUUGGGUGCAAAGGAGGUAAGACAGUUGAGUAAGUUAUUGGAUGAAGAUCCAGCUGUCAUGCAACGACGUUUGUCGAUUGCUAAGAGGUUAGAGCUUUAUCGAUCUGCUCAAUCAGACAUUGAUGCAGUUGCAUGGGCUAAGUAAGUUGGUUUAUUUAUUAUCAAUUAGUUAUAAUUCUUUGAUUUAUUGAUUCUUGAAUCUAUGUAUAGAGAGAAAAGGUGGGACUUU
Impatiens glandulifera is the source of this 2057-nucleotide messenger RNA. Its product is annotated as dynamin-related protein 5A. Gene Ontology annotation, cellular component: microtubule; cytoplasm; membrane. NCBI's taxonomy places the organism in Eukaryota, Viridiplantae, Streptophyta, Magnoliopsida, Ericales, Balsaminaceae. The coding region runs from base 144 to 1973 and encodes 609 amino acids. Gene Ontology annotation, molecular function: GTP binding; microtubule binding; GTPase activity. The record is from RefSeq and is a predicted model, not a curated record. The transcript is spliced from 16 exons.